AUGAAGGUCUUUGCUCGCGUUGCCCAGCCGGGGCUGGCUCCGCAGCGCUGCAGGGGCGCCUCCCAGCGCUGUGCCGCCAAGCGCCUGACGGCUAUCUGUCGCGCGAAGUCGACCGAGGAGGCCGAGGCCACCUCCAACGGUGCCGACACCGUGUUCGAAGGCAAGGUGGACUUCGACGAGCUGGCCGAAAUCGUCAGGAAGGUCAACGACACGGACAUUGUUGAGCUGGAGCUGAAGAGCAGGAAGUUCAACCUGGUGAUGCGGAAGAAGGAGGCACUGGAGCCGCCGGUGCAGGUCGUGCAGGCUGCGCCCGCGCCUGUGCAGGCUGCUGCCCCGGCACCUGCACCUGCAGCGCCACCAAGCGCGCCGGCCCCUGCUCCCAAGGCAGCGGCUCCGGAGGCCCCGAAGGCGGCACCGAAGGCGGGCGGCGUCGAGAUCACGUCGCCCAUGGCGGGCACCUUCUACACGUCGCCGUCUCCCAGCGAUCCACCCUUCGUGAAGGUUGGCGACACGAUCCAGAAGGGUCAAACUCUGUGCAUUAUCGAGGCCAUGAAGCUGAUGAACGAGAUCGAGGCCGAGGUGUCCGGCACCGUCGUCGACAUCCUGCUCGACAACGCCUCGCCGGUCAGCAUCGGCGACCCGAUGAUCAUCGUCAAGCCGUGA
This is a messenger RNA of Pedinophyceae sp. YPF-701, 663 nucleotides long. Lineage: Eukaryota; Viridiplantae; Chlorophyta; Pedinophyceae. The record is from the annotation of a GenBank genome assembly.